CGGGUCGCGCUCGCACCAAGAUGGCGGCGCCUCUGGAGGAGUACGAGAAAGAAGCGGGCUGCGUCCCUAUCCUGCACCCGGAGGAAAUCAAGCCACAAACCCACUAUAAUCAUGGAUACAGUGAAUCACUUGGGCGCAAAAGCCACAUUGAUGAUUAUAGCACAUGGGAUAUUGUCAAAGCUACACAGUAUGGCAUUUAUGAACGUUGUCGAGAAUUAGUGGAAGCAGGGUAUGAUGUACGGCAACCAGAUAAAGAAAAUGUUACACUUCUCCAUUGGGCAGCAAUCAACAAUAGAUUAGACUUAGUGAAGUUCUACAUAUCAAAAGGUGCUAUUGUUGACCAGCUAGGAGGUGACCUGAACUCCACGCCACUUCACUGGGCAACAAGACAGGGUCAUUUAUCGAUGGUUGUACAGCUAAUGAAAUAUGGGGCAGAUCCAUCGUUAAUUGAUGGGGAAGGAUGCAGUUGUAUUCACUUAGCAGCACAGUUUGGACAUACUUCGAUUGUUGCAUAUCUAAUAGCCAAGGGGCAGGAUGUAGAUAUGAUGGAUCAAAAUGGGAUGACUCCAUUAAUGUGGGCAGCUUACAGAACACACAGUGUGGAUCCCACUCGGUUGCUUCUUACGUUUAAUGUUUCUGUGAAUCUGGGAGACAAAUAUCAUAAAAACACAGCACUACAUUGGGCGGUACUAGCAGGAAAUACCACAGUGAUUAGUCUCCUUUUAGAAGCAGGAGCUAAUGUUGAUGCCCAGAAUAUCAAGGGGGAAUCACCACUUGAUUUAGCAAAGCAAAGAAAAAAUGUCUGGAUGAUAAACCAUUUGCAGGAGGCAAGGCAGGCAAAAGGAUAUGACAAUCCAUCAUUUCUCAGAAAACUGAGAGCUGAUAAGGAAUUUCGGCAGAAGGUGAUGCUAGGAACACCUUUCCUAGUUAUUUGGUUGGUUGGUUUUAUAGCUGACCUUGAUAUUGAUUCUUGGCUCAUUAAAGGACUAAUGUAUGGUGGUGUCUGGGCUAUGGUUCAGUUUCUUUCCAAAUCAUUCUUUGAUCACUCCAUGCAUAGUGCAUUGCCACUUGGAAUCUACCUAGCAACGAAAUUCUGGAUGUAUGUGACGUGGUUUUUCUGGUUUUGGAAUGAUCUAAAUUUUCUGUUCAUCCACCUUCCAUUUCUUGCCAAUAGUGUUGCACUUUUCUAUAAUUUUGGAAAGUCCUGGAAAUCGGACCCAGGAAUAAUUAAAGCCACAGAAGAACAAAAGAAAAAGACAAUAGUCGAACUUGCAGAGACAGGAAGUUUGGACCUCAGUAUAUUCUGCAGUACCUGUUUGGUAAUACGGAAACCAGUGAGGUCCAAACAUUGUGGUGUCUGCAAUCAAUGUAUAGCCAAGUUCGAUCACCACUGUCCAUGGGUCGGUAACUGCGUAGGAGCAGGCAAUCAUCGUUAUUUCAUGGGAUAUCUGUUCUUUUUACUCUUCAUGAUUUGUUGGAUGAUUUAUGGAUGUAUCUCUUACUGGGGAAUCCAUUGCCACACUAGUUAUGCUACAGAUGGUUUUUGGACAUAUAUUACACAAAUAGCCACCUGUUCUCCUUGGAUGUUCUGGAUGUUUCUGAACAGUGUUUUUCAUUUCAUGUGGGUGGCUGUGCUGCUAAUGUGUCAGAUGUAUCAGAUUUCUUGUUUAGGUAUUACUACAAAUGAAAGAAUGAAUGCAAGGCGAUAUAAGCACUUUAAAGUGACAACAACAUCCAUUGAAAGCCCAUUUAAUCAUGGAUGUAUAAGAAAUAUUAUAGACUUCUUUGAAUUCAGAUGCUGUGGUCUUUUUCGUCCUGUUAUUGUGGACUGGACAAGGCAGUAUACUAUAGAAUAUGACCAAACCUCUGGAACUGGUUACCAGCUAGUGUAACACCCACCUCCAGCCUGUGAGCAUAUCAUAUCUGAAUGGUGCCUGGAAAAUUGUUUCUCUCGAAUCCACGUCCCUCGGAACAGUAGCAUGCUAUGAAUAGAGCUAACAGUGAAUCUUAUGGUACCUUCUCUACAUCCGUUUUAUUAACAGAUGUUUAAAAAAAGGACAGAAGUAAACUGCCAAUCCUAAUAAUGAGGAGGAAGAUGGAAAAAGGGAUUUUAACUGUUCUCUAGGAAUUAUUCACAAAGACAUAGUCACACCAUUUUCUUUCUUUUCAACUGCUUUCACAAUGGAGCAUGAGAUUGUUAGAAAAAAACAUACUGAAGUCAUGCUGUACUGAACUUUCAGUAUUUAUUUUAUAAUUUGAACAAUUUCAUUGGAAUUAAAGUUAAAUUUUAUGCAGCAGUCAGACUUUGGGAUCACUGUAUUAUAUUUAUUGUAAUGGUUUUUUGUAUAGAUUUGGCAUAGUAUUAGGUGUACUGAAAGCACAUUUAAUACUCUGAAGAAUCAUGCUGUUUUAUAAGGGAUCCACCUUAUGUGUGAAAAGAAGGGCAUGGAAGGAUGUCAUAAAACUGUUAUCUGAAUGUAGUGGCUGUCUUCUCUUAGAGCUUUCUUGUUUCUGAUAGAGGGAAUUACUCAGCAUAAGCCUUGUGAAUAAUUGUACGUUCUGGGGGAGAAGUGUUGCACAUAAGGAGUUCAGCUCUUCUGUCUAAUAUAAAGCUCCACUUAAGUGCAUGAUGAUAUUUUUAAGAUUAGAUCACAAAAUUAAAUAUGGCAUAAUAUGCAACAAUUUACUCAGUAUAGCUAAAUGAAAACUGAUACUUGCAGUUAUUUUAACUGUGGUAUCUAAACAGUGGGGAUCCACUAAUAUUGUGUACUUAAAUAGUGGGGACCCACAGCCAAUGGCGUGCUUUACUACAGUCAUUGGAUAGCUGGAAAGCUUGAGAAAGUCACAGAGGUGGAACCAAGGAGUUAAAGAGCAAACUGAAUAAAAAAGGCAAUGACUGUAAUUGCAUUGGAUGCAACUGCUAGAGAAGCGAAGACUACUUAAAACAAAUGUGAUGGAAUUCAGGCAAAAGCAAGUUAUAAUUUCUCUGUUGCACAUGUAAGUGAAAACUAUAACAAGGCUUCUUGAAGAAUCUGAUAUAUUGGUAAGUGGGAAGACACCCUUAACUUCUCUUCAUCUCAAGUUAGCAAACCCAGAUAUAUGUGAAAGGUAAGGAGUGGUAUGAAGUCUCAUUCCAGAAGAGCUUUUUUUGUUGCUGUUGAAUGUGAUGCACUGAUUUUUCUGUUAAGGCAUUUUAAUAUAUUCCUUGUGAAUUCUUCACUGCUUCUUUAACUAUUGUUUACAGAGACUUGAAAUCUGUUUAGUUCUCUUUUUAAGUGCUGUAGCAACAUUGUGGUUCGAGAAUCCUGUGAGGGGCAUUGGGGGAGGGGAACCUUAAAUACAGAUGAUAGAGACCAGUGUAAAGAAUGUGUAUCUGUAUAUAAAUAAUUUAUCAAAUAGUUUCUCUCUUUGUGAGUGUGUGUGUGCGCGUGCGUGUGUAUUAGUAUAUUUAAACGCUGCUCAUUUCAUUUUAUCCAACCAAAAAUAGAAGAUAUAUACUGGGCUUUUAUUAAUGGUCAAUAUUGCUGUUAAUAGGCACUAUACCCUGCAACUUCACUGCAUGUUUGAUGCUUGACAAAACUAGCAUAUCCUGUAAUAUGCAGAUUACAGGUAUUAAAGCAAUCUAGUGGUAUUCCCACCCCUUGCCUUAGUAAGAGGAGCAGUGAAACUGUACAUAAUUGGUGUUCAGUAUUUGCAAGUAGACAUUUUCUCUCUCUCAAUGUUUCUUUGAACACCAGGUGUGCAUAGUUUACAAGUACCAGAUAUCAAGAUUUGCAGAAGUGCAACAUUAGUGUAUCUGAAAAUUGAAUACUGGAAAAACUCAACUCUAUGUCUGAGAGGAAGAAAGCAAAGAUAGGCACAUACAUGGCAAAAGGCCAAUGUAGUUGUGACAAAAACAACUUAGAAAUGUAAAAAAAUAUAUUGUUAGUACACAAUUACUUUUAAUUUUGAUUUCAAACCUGAAGAUGUUUGGGCAGAGUCAUCUCUUUCUUCCCUUAAACCAGUUCUAAACAGGCUGACCAAGAAAUAAAUGCCACUUAGACCAGACCACUUACUGUAUAUACUCUUGUAUAAGUCAAAAAAUUGACUCC
This is a messenger RNA of Sceloporus undulatus (fence lizard), 4091 nucleotides long. It is a transcript of the gene ZDHHC17, whose product is annotated as zinc finger DHHC-type palmitoyltransferase 17. The coding region runs from base 21 to 1892 and encodes 623 amino acids. Gene Ontology annotation, cellular component: Golgi membrane. Gene Ontology annotation, molecular function: protein binding; palmitoyltransferase activity. Lineage: Eukaryota; Metazoa; Chordata; Lepidosauria; Squamata; Phrynosomatidae. Gene Ontology annotation, biological process: protein palmitoylation. The record is from RefSeq and is a predicted model, not a curated record. The transcript is spliced from 17 exons.